Molecule: messenger RNA, 3918 nt
Organism: Diversispora eburnea
Lineage: Eukaryota; Fungi; Glomeromycota; Glomeromycetes; Diversisporales; Diversisporaceae
Source: the annotation of a GenBank genome assembly
AUGACAAAAAAACAUCAUUCAAGUUUUUAUAGUUUUUAUAAGAAAAAUGAGGAAAUUUUGUCAUUAACAAGUUCCGCAGAGAAAGAUUCUCUAUUUUUUGGUAGUUGCAUAGCGAUAAGCCCAGACAGUCAACAAAUUGUUACUUUUGAUCCAGAGACAUACGAAUUUAAGUUAUAUAAGGUUGAUGAUUUAAGUUCAAGUGAACGUAUUUUUACGCUUAAAUGUGGAGUUAAUGAUAAACAUCUUUGUUGGUCCAUAGCAAUAUCUAAUUGUAUAGAUGAUGAAAAUGAACGUUUUAUUGCAUUAUCUUGUAGUGAUGCAAGAGGAUUUCGCAAUGAUAUAAUGUAUGGCGAUGAAGAAAAUGACUUAAAAUCUAACGAUAAAGUCAAAAACAAAAAUGACUUAGAAUCUGGUGAUAAAGUUAAUAACCAAUAUGGUGAUGACGGAAGUUACUCAGAAUCUUGUGAUAAAUAUCUUCGUCCUCGAACAUGGGUUAUCUCUACUACAGAUAGAAGUGAAAUAUCUACUUCUUUAGAAUCAAUUGGCGGUGUUAUAAAAUUUCUUGAUAGUGAUGAUGGUAAUUAUGGAGACGAUAGUGAUCAACCGUUAAAAAACAAACCAAUAAUCAUUAUUAUAGUUAAUGCAUUUGGAAUUUAUAAAGAAACCAUGAAUCAUACUAAAAGAAAGCAAGUAUUUUUCUCACGACCCCCCAAGAUUAAACAAUUCGAAUUACCCGAACAACUCUCAAUUCGUAUUUCACGUGAUCAUUGGCAAAAUUCAUUUGAACUCUUACACACAAGUAUUAUUAAAAAUCAUUUUAUUGUACAUUCUUUUGAAAAUCGACAACAAAUCAUUGAAAUGUAUAGUUUAAUUACUGGCGAUCUAGAGAUGUUAUUUAAACGACAUGAAUCUUCGUUAGCUCCCAACAUAAUUCGUGGUCCUCCUAUCUAUGCCAUCUCUCAAAAUGAAAAGAUUUUAGCAUUUUGUCGGGGAACCACCAGUAUUACAUUAUACUUUAUGGAAAAUGGUUUAGAAAUUACUACUAAACAAUUAGAAAGUCAAAGAAUUUAUAAAAUUAUCGCUAUAAAUUUUAUUGAUGAUGAUAGUAAACUUUUAAUAGUUAUUGAAGAAAAAGAAGAUCGACAAGGUGAAAAUUCUAAGCAUCAAAUAUUUGUAGUAUGGGAUUUAUUUACGACAUUUGAAAAUUCCAUACGUCAAAUUGAUUACUCUGAACCUCUGAAACCCCUAAAAAUGGAUGUCACACAUAAGUUAAUGAAUUCUCAUGGAAAUAUGUUUGCGGUUAGAGAUAGUGGAGAUAUUUUUUCAGUGUUAGAUCAUCCUGAUGUGGCUUUAAUUAGAAAUCCUCCAGCGAAUGCAAUAACAGAAAUUGAUAUUACUACGAAGGAUCACGUUUAUCAUAAAAUUUAUAAUAUGGAUGGGGAAAGAUUCGACACAUCAAAGAAUCAAAUAAUUAUAAAUAAUGUUGAACCGUGGCAUCUAAAAGAUAGUUAUUUUCGAAUAUCAGUUUACUUGGACCCUACUGAGAGCACUCAACUAAUUAUUUCGAGUAACACUAUACAAGUAUGGAAAUAUCGUACCGUAGAAAAAUGGGAUCGAGUAUUAGAAUAUAUCUGGGCUCGGAAAAAAGCGAUGGAUGUUCAAGAAUUAAGAAUUGGAGAACGAGAAUUUAUGUUAAAAGUUUCAAUACCUUCUACUAAACGUUUCGCUCCACCAAAAUCAAUGACGAUACAUUGGCCAAAUAAUGUAAAUGUUCUUGAAGGGGCAUGUCGAGCCCUUUAUGUUUUAAGUGAGAAGAAACAUAUUGUAGCGGGUCAUGAAAAUGUUAAUAAAAUUAAAUAUUUAGUUGAAUGUACACAAAGAUUAGUACGAAAAUAUAUUACAAAAUAUGGAAUAUUUAGAUUAACAAGCAUUAGAUAUCCAAUCAUGAAAUAUCUUAUUAAAAGUUAUCAAGAUAGUUUAAUAAAACAUAUUUUAAAUAAGAAAAUUAAUAGUAAAAAUAGUAAUAUAUAUAUACCAAGAUUAUAUAAAUGGGCAAGUAAAGAUAAUAAUAAAUCAACAACCGAAAUAUCAAAGUCAGAUUUACAUCAUUCUAUUUUAUGUAUUAAAAAAAGAGGGGAUCCUACAGUAAUUUUAAAAUAUUUAAUAGAUUAUUAUUCUGAUAAUGCUAAAGAAUAUAAUAAUUAUGGUUGGAUGUUUACUGUAAGCAAGUCAAUACCCUUACUAUAUGAUUUUCAAUUAAGGGAAUUUGUUCAAUAUUUAUUCAAAAAACCAUGUUUUGGAAUUACUGAAGCUUAUACUCCCCCAUUACAUAUUAAUCCUUAUGAUCAAAAGAAAGGAAAUAACGCAGCCGUGAUACAUUCUUUGGUAGUAAAACCGCGUCUUGCAUCAAAGUUCAAUAAUAAUUUACGGUUUUUCUUAGAAAACUUAUUUACAAGGUUUCGAACUUCACGUACUGACCGUAAAGUUUAUAUAGUCCCAUUACCUGAUUUUACAGUAUACCCUAACCCCAAAGGUCACGAAAGUUUUUCAAAAUAUUUUUGGUUUCUAUUUACAUUCUUUCGAAUAUUUUUUUGGCCACGUAGAAAAGUUAUUAAUAAUACUAAAGAAAUGAGUCCUUUCCUUCGCGUUAUUCAUGAAGAAAAAGAGAAAGGUUAUAAAAUCUAUCAGACACCUACAAUCAUGGCAGUUUUAGAUUUUAAAUGGUCAGCUGUCCGUCGAUAUUUUAUUCACUCAAAUAUAAUAUUUACAAUUUCCCUCUUUGUAUAUUUAUAUACUGGAUGGUAUUUAAUUGUUACGGAGAUUGUGCAAUUAAAAAGAGAAGGAUGGUAUCGAUAUAUAAAUAUUUAUAAUAUGUUUGAUCUAGGAUCCGUGUUAUUUCCGUUAGCAGAUAACAUAGUGAUUAUUUUACAUGACUAUCAAGUGCUCAUUUUCCCCUAUUCAAUAUUUAACCCUGUUUUAGCAUUUACAGCUUUAUUUAUGUGGCUUGAAUUGGAUUUUGAUAAACCUUUCAGAUUUGAAAAUUAUUAUUCAGAUUUCAUCUCAUCGGUAGAAUCUGUAUUCUUUUGGUCCAGUGGACGAUGGAAUCAAUUAGACCAAUGGGAUAGUUAUACUGUAGAUGUAAUUAGCAUACUAGGAAGUUUAAUAUUGGUGUUAAUUUUCCAAAAUAUGUUGAUUGCAUUUAUGAAUGGUGCAUUUGAUAAAGCAAGUGAAGAAAGUCGUACAGCAACUCAUAGAUAUCGUGCUGAACUUGUUGUUGAAUAUGAAGCUUUAGAAAAACCUUUUCAUAGUAAAAGAGGUAAUCCUCGAUACAUUUAUUAUAUACCUGAUCCUGAUGUGAUUGAUACCUGGCUUAUGGAAACUAAAAAGGUCAAUAAACAAAAAUCACGUCUUGUGGGUGAGAAUUUAGCCGAUUUAACAGAUUUAACAGAUUUUGAGAAUAGCGAUGAUGAUAAAAAUCAAGAUAAUUCAUCCUAUUCAAAAAAACAUCGACUUAUACAAAAUGAAGAUUCUUCGAGUACUAUGGGUUUGGAUAUUGAACCUGCUACAACCAAAUAUAAUGGUACAAUUGAUAAAAUUUCAUUUAUUGAUGAAGAAAUUUUAGAAAUUUUUAUGUUAAAAGAUAUUACUUCUAAACUGAGUAAGAAAUUAAACAACAAAUCAUUAAAGAAUGUUAGUUAUGAUACUAAAAAUUGUAAAUCAAGUAGUGAACCUUCAUCUGAAGACCAUCGAGGUCCUACUACAAAUGCUGAUGGUCAAGAAAGAUUUAAUAACCUGGAAAAACAAUUUAAGACGAACUUUAAUAACCUGGAGACAAGAUUUAAUAACCUGGAGAAAAGAUUAGAACAAAAUUUAGAAACUAUAUUGAAAACUUUAAAUAAUCUAAAUAAUUCCAAAUAA